Molecule: messenger RNA, 4296 nt
Organism: Sporisorium graminicola
Lineage: Eukaryota; Fungi; Basidiomycota; Ustilaginomycetes; Ustilaginales; Ustilaginaceae
Exons: 1
Coding region: 1-4296 (1431 amino acids)
Biological process (GO): regulation of DNA-templated transcription
Molecular function (GO): DNA-binding transcription factor activity, RNA polymerase II-specific; zinc ion binding
Source: RefSeq, a predicted model, not a curated record
AUGGACGGCGAUUCGUCCAGAGGGCCACCACAUCCAAGGGAUCGAUUGCCUCCUCGGCAAGUUCCAUCCUAUCGGCCCGUGGCCUCCGCGCGUGACGACGCACUCAGGAUGCGCUCGCACCCCGACCCCGCCCAUAGAUAUCCUCGUUCCGACCUCGAGCCUCCUCCGCCGCUUUAUGCUCGGGUAUCCGCAGCAUGGGCUGACCACGAGCAAUCAUCAGCUCGACGUUCCUAUAGCGUGCACGACGCGCCACCUCCGUCGCAAAGACAAGGCUAUCCCUAUUCGCGUCCGAACGAUUCGCAAGCCUCCCGAUACCCGCCGUCGGACCUGCCUCGUCAGCCUCGUUCUACUCGACCCGACGACUACUACGCCGAGCCACCACCUGCGGAUGGCAGCAUCUUGUCUUCGCGCUAUCCACUUCAUUCAAAUCACUACGAGGAAGAUCUUGCUGCCAUCGAUGGCCGCGUCUCCAGCAUGCCAGCGUCGCGCGACUCUUACCGUCCGACCAGGCCUCUUUCUGGCGAACCGAAGAUGCGCGUUGACGGCUAUCCCGAGCCACCUUACCAGCCCGCUCGGCCGCCUCAAAUGGGUCAUUCGCCUGAUCCGAGGUCAGACGCUGCGCUGACGCACGUGCGUUCACCCGGCCCUGCACACUCCUCCUAUGCUCGCCCAGCGCCUCCUCGAAGUAUCAGCGACUCAUCUCAACCUUAUCCACUCGACCCUGCUGAAGCACCCCUUCACCGCGAUAAGCGAGCAAGGCUCGACCUCUACUCGGAAAGGCCACAGCCACACGGUCCCGAGUCUUUGCUCCGCCCGCCGCUACUCCACUCGUCCUCGUCGCAUCGAUCCAUCGACUCCGCAAUCACUGAUUGGGCAGAGCGCGCUGAUCCACGCGAUCAUCGUGCUCGCGACUUUGUCGACACACCGUAUCAUGCUGACGGAGCAAGCAAGGCAGUACGAAGUGUAGAGUGGGCGGAUGCCGAGAAAGCUCAUUCGAGCCGACGCACCUCGGGCGUCUCGCAUCACACCUUUGAUGCCGGCUUCAGUGCGAGCAGCGAGCAGCAGUCCAUCAACAGUCAGUCGAGCAAGGUCAAGAGACGCAAACGUGCCGUGCUCAGCUGCACUGAAUGCAAGCAGCGCAAGAUCAAGUGCGAUCGAAACGUACCCAACUGCGGAAGUUGCGUCCGACGCGGCGUUGCACAUCUCUGCCGAUGGGGCGACGAACGCGACUAUUUGCCUGCUGCUCCAUCCAGCAACAUCACCCCUUCCAAUGCUGCACUCAUGGCCAGGAUCGCUCAACUCGAGUCUCAAGUUCGCGUAUUGCAGUCCUCGUCGUCUACCUCCCCCACGGCUGCGCUCGACGCCGGCGCCUCAGAACGAAGCUCAGCUCAGCGGGUCGCAUCCAAGUAUGGCGCCUCCGCGUCCUCCAGCGGUCAUUCCUCUCGCUUCAGUGGUCGGUCCAGCAUUCAGUAUCCACCCGACUUCACCAGUCGAGACCGUAACGCUUCUAGCACAAAGGUGAGAAGCGACGGAGUAGCUAGGCCGGAACGUCUCGAUGAGCAUGACGACGACGAUGACGAGGCAGAGAGCGAGCAGAGCGAUGAGAGCGCAGAGUCCGGUGACGAGAAUACGGGCGAUCUCCUGCGUGCGCUUGCUCAGGGAACGUCGCUCAAGAACGAUAGCAGACCGAGUCCGCCUCAACGCGAUCAGCACAUCGCAGGCUUACACGAGCAACAGGCCGAUGGAAUACCGAAAGCCAGCAAGGCUACCACGACCGAGCAUCAUGUUCGCACAACAGACAGCGAUGCCAAGAUCGCUGAUGCUCGAGACGGGCACGACGGGCACGACGUCUUUCGAAGCACGGCAAACUGGCACUUUGCAUCGGCAGCGAUGCCGAACAUCUCUGCCGCGAGUGAUCGGAGAGGCGAGGGGGAAGCUCGUCGACUCGGACUCCUGCAGGUCCUCGACCUGCUGCCCUCGCGUGCCAAAACAGAAGCACUGGUCGAACACUAUCUGCGCGAAGCCGAACCCAUGGUCCAGUCGUUCCACGCGCCAUCGCUAUGGAAAGAGCUCAGCCUGUUCUGGAACGAGCUGGAUCGCAUGCAGAACGCUACCGACACGACUCUGCCUCCGUCGCUGGCUGAACUGCAAUUCGGAGGGCUGCUCCUUGCAAUCUGCGAAUCCGCAUGCGAGUUCAUGACGCCUGCCGAGGUUCUCGAAAGCGAAAUUUGCACGUCGCGCACUUCCAUCAACGCACAGCUUUCGCUUCUCGUGCGAUCUUGUCUGUCACUGCUCGGUAUGGGUCAAUUCGUGCGCCAUCCUACCAUUUGGGGCCUGCAGGCCAUCGUAGUACUUCGCCACUACUGCUUCAAUCGCGAUCACCGCGAUGAGUAUCGAGUGAUUUCCACCAUGGCCAUCAAAGCGUCCGAGUUCAUCGGCUUGCACCAUCUCGGCUCGGCGCUUCGGGACGAGGAGCGCUGGGAGGACGAAGAGCGCGAACGUGCCCGCGCACAGAUAAACCACGAUGGCAAAGAAGCCGGAUCUUCUUCGACGCAUCGAUGGAAGAUGCUCACUUCGACGCAAGUCACCGAUGGCCACGAAACCGACUCUGACGGCGAUGAUCUCGACCCGGAUCGAAACGAGAGGAAGGACAUGAAUGCAAUGUGGCUUCCGCGCGGCGCUAGACGCAAGAAGUUCGACCUGGCUGCCACCAAGCGUUACAAGGACGGCAGCCGCGUGAACCGAGAACACGGUCGCAAAGUGUGGUUUGCUUUUGCCUGCCUCGACUGGCUGUGCGCUGCCCACUUUGAUCGAUGCUAUCAUUGCCACGACGAGAUGUUUACCACACAGAGUCCACAGAACAUCGACGAUGCUGAUUUGACAGAUAGUGAGGAAACCGAAGUCAAGAGUAGCGACGAUAGCGUCCGCCGCCCGCAUCGCGUCAAGAACGGUUUCCUCGACAAGAUUCGUAUCGUCAGCAUGCCGACCACGAACAGCUUCAUCCCGAUUCAGAUAGAAAUUUGCCACACAGUUCGAAGCAUCGCCGACGCUUUGAACCAGGGCGAUGAUUCGUUUGACUCGGUAUUGGCUAUCGAAGCCCGCCUGCGCGAAAUCUUGCGAUCAUUACCACGCUUUUUUAAGCUCGACGGCGAGAGCGAGUACGACCCCGAGAUCCACCGUUUGCACCAGGAGAGGCCAUACCUGUCGUUCCAGCGAGCCAUUAUCCAUGAACACGUGCAUCAUCGCUUGCUCAAGCUGCAUCGUCUCUACAUGAGUCGAGGCUACUGGAACGCCAAGUAUAUCCACUCGACGCGCACGUGCAUAGAAAGCGCUCGUGUCGUCAUGGGUCUCCUGCGUGCGCUCGACAAUGCAGGCUGCCGCGGACAGCGAUAUUGGAUCAUCAAGUUCCACAUCUUCCAUGCUCUGUUGGCGCUGCAGGUGGAUCUCCUGUACUUGGCUCGGCAGCCGGUCAACCGCGAGAUUUUGGCCAAGCGCGCCGAUGUUGUGACGGGGCUCAAGAUGCUGCAUAUGCGGACGGAUGUGGAAGGGCGCAAUCCGGUCCUCGCGUCGUCGCUCAAGGUGAUCAAGGUGCUUCGAGAGGAAGAGCAGGCGCGAAGGGCUACGAACAAGGGAACCUCGGACACGCCGCUUGGCUCGGAAGCUACUACUGGUAGCUCACCUGCUGGAAGCGCAGGCUCGCACAAGAAAGCCAAGGUACGCGAGUGGACGCGCGCAUCCGAAUUGACAGGCGACUUGGCAGAGCAUCUGGAACGCCGAGUCAGCGAGACGUGGUACACGGUGGACGCGACUGAGCUGCGCACGCAGGCCGAAGCUGCGAGCAACCUGGCUGCAGAUGCGCGGUCUCCGGACCGCCAAGCCGUCGCUCGAAGGAUGGCUGCGAUCUCUCGCACGCCGUCGACGCAGGACGGCUCGUCGCUCCACACUGCCGCUGACGCCGGUGCGAGCAGGCGGGCCGCGGCACUGGGCAAGGAUGCAGCGCCGGACGGCGACCUGGCCGAGCUGGGCGAUCGCCAAGCAAGCGAUGUUGAAGGUAGAGAUACCGAGUUGGACGACUACCUCAAGCUGCUCUCGUCGUACCAGAAUCCGGAUGAUGCCCCGGAUGGCGCGCACUUUUUCGACGUGCUCGAUGAUAUGGUGUUCGAGAAUGGCUCCACGAACAAGCCCAGCUUUGGUGGCGCGCUGGCGUCCGAGCUCGUCCCGAAUCUGCCACUGCUGCGAGGUCCGGAGGAUCUGGCGGCUGCAGGACCUGGCUUCGAUGCGUUAUCUGCUGCGUGA